CUUUCAAGGCCGUUUUUACAAACCUCAACGCCAGUGGAAGAAUUGGACCAAUAACGCUGGGCAGUCACUACACAGGACAGGAUCAUGACGGACAAGUUACGCUGUCCAGCGGUGUUCAGCAGUGGACUGUGCCGUACACUGGUGACUACAGAAUAAAAGCAAUAGCAGCCGCAGGAGGGUACGAUGGACGCACUAACAGCGCUCAGUACCGAGGAAGAGGAGCAAGAAUGAUUGGAACGUUCCGCUUAAACAAGGGUCAAGUCAUUCAGAUACUUGUUGGUCAAGAAGGAGGAAUAAACACGCACUAUUACUCUUCUGGAGGUGGUGGAGGAACGUUUGUGGUGAGAGGAGCCAACACACCUUUAAUAAUAGCUGGGGGCGGCGGAGGAGUAUGUGGAGUUAGGUCUAAAUAUGAAGGAUGUGACGCCAGCACGAACACAACAGGGAAUCCUGGAUACAAAUCAUGGUCAGGGGGGAGCAAUGGACGUGGUGCACAGACUGCCGAUGAUGGUGAUUCAGGUGGUGGUGGUGGCGGGUUUUACUCCAGUGGAAGAAGUGGAAAGAAUUUUAAUGGAACCAAAGGAUAUGGUGGAGAAGGCGGUAAGGGGUUUAUUCAGGGAGGGGUGGGUGGAAGAGCUAGGUAUAACGAUGUAGAUGGUGGGUUUGGUGGAGGUGGUGGAGCUUAUGGAGUGAUAGGAGGAGGAGGAGGAGGAGGAUACUCUGGGGGAGGCAGUGGAAAUAAUGGUGUUGACACCUGUGGUGGUGGGGGAGGCUCUUACAACGAUGGAAACAACCAGGACAAUGAAUGUUGUUACAACAACGCUGGUCAUGGUCAAGUGACUAUUACGUUCCUGGAGUAAAAAAAGUUUAUCUAAUGUGAUAAUGGCACUUAGUAUUGAGCUCUCAUUGAUUGACAUUCUAAUUGACUGAUAGCACUCAGUUAAAGUGCCAAAUAAAAUGUAACUGUCUAAUUUUUCAACCUUCUGUGAAACACGAAAGUCACCCAUGUUAUUUUUCAUUUAGUUUACUUUUAGCCAUCUUUUCUUUCGUUCAUCUAUUACAUUAACUGAGCUCGGUGCUUUUUUUAGAGUUGAAAAGUAAAAUAGGGUUCUAAAACCUGGGAU
This is a messenger RNA of Stylophora pistillata, 1124 nucleotides long. RefSeq lists its product as uncharacterized. Gene Ontology annotation, molecular function: calcium ion binding. Lineage: Eukaryota; Metazoa; Cnidaria; Anthozoa; Scleractinia; Pocilloporidae. The record is from RefSeq and is a predicted model, not a curated record.